Messenger RNA from Tuber melanosporum (Perigord truffle), 3030 nucleotides. RefSeq lists its product as uncharacterized. Gene Ontology annotation, molecular function: structural molecule activity. Bases 118 to 2757 code for a protein of 879 amino acids. Lineage: Eukaryota; Fungi; Ascomycota; Pezizomycetes; Pezizales; Tuberaceae. Gene Ontology annotation, cellular component: endoplasmic reticulum-Golgi intermediate compartment; endoplasmic reticulum; COPI vesicle coat. Gene Ontology annotation, biological process: intra-Golgi vesicle-mediated transport; intracellular protein transport; endoplasmic reticulum to Golgi vesicle-mediated transport. The transcript is spliced from 10 exons. The record is from RefSeq and is a predicted model, not a curated record.
CGAAAGGGGGGGAAUUCAUCCAGGACGACAGCUACGACUUUACGGCCGACAAAACUGACGAAACACACAUUUCUAUUACUACCUCUCCCGCUCCUCCAGCUCCACAGUUCUUCCACCAUGAGGUACUCAAAAAAGGAUGAAGAUGCUGACCAGGCAAUCUUUAAAGUUGACCGCACCUCUGUCUUCCAAGAAGCUCGGCUCUUCAAUACAUCCCCAAUUUCUCCUCGGCGUUGUCGCAUUCUCUUAACAAAGAUUACAUAUCUCCUACAUACCGGAGAGCGCUUCCCUACAUCUGAAGCUACAUCCCUCUUUUUUGGCAUUACGAAGCUCUUCCAACACCGCGAUGCAGCGCUCCGACAGAUGGUUUAUCUGGUUAUCAAGGAGCUUGCAGAUACAGCAGAAGAUGUUAUCAUGGUUACAUCUUCGGUCAUGAAGGAUGGGUGCGGGAGAGCAGGAGCAUUGUGUAGGAUUAUCGACGGCACAACUGUCCAAGCCAUUGAACGACUCCUAAAAACUGCCAUUGUGGAUAAGACGCCUUCUGUAUCAUCCGCGGCACUUGUAUCGUCCUAUCACCUACUCCCAACUGCACGCGAUGUUGUCCGAAGGUGGGCAAACGAAACUCAAGAAGCUGUUCUUUCAGGAUCUGGAAUGACCCAAUACCAUGCGAUAGGUCUCUUGUACCAAAUGCGUGCUCACGACCGAAUGGCUUUGGUCAAAAUGGUACAGCAAUUUUCUUCGGGCAAUGUUAAGAACCCUGCUGCGGUUAUUAUGUUGGUGCGGCUGGCCGCCAAGCUUGCUGAUGAAGACCCUGGGCUACGGCAACCAAUGCAUACAUUGCUAGAUGGCUGGCUAAGGCAUAAGGCCGAAAUGGUCAAUUUUGAGGCAGCAAAGGCUAUUUGUGAACUAAGGGACGUGACAGAUGCUGAAGUUGCACCGGCUAUACACGCCUUGCAACUUUACUUGACCUCACGUAGUGCGGUUGCUAAAUUUAAUGCCAUUGUGAUUUUGCAUAACUUGGCAUAUCUCAGGCCCGCAGCAGUUAACGUUUGCAACAUUGACAUAGAAACAUUAAUAUUCAAUAUUAACCGUUUGAUUGCAACGUUUGUUAUCACUACUCUGCUCAAGACAGCGAAGGAAGGCUCCAUGGACAGGUUGAUGGGGAAGACUAGUGCCAUCAUGGCUGAUAUCACAGACGAGUUCAAAAUCACAAUUGUAGAAGCUAUCCGUACUUUAUGUUUAAAGUUCCCGAGCAAACAGGCUGGCAUGCUAAGCUUCCUUAGCGGUAUCUUGAGGGAUGAGGGCGGUUACGAAUUCAAGAGAGCCGUGGUAGAAAGCAUGUUUGACUUGAUCAAGUUCGUCCCUGAGAGUAGGGAAGAAGCUCUCGCCCAUCUUUGCGAAUUCAUUGAAGAUUGUGAAUUCACCAAACUUUCUGUUCGCAUUCUUCAUCUCCUUGGCACUGAGGGACCAAAAACAUCCCAGCCUACCAAGUACAUCCGCUACAUAUAUAACCGGGUUGUUCUUGAAAACGCUGUUGUUCGCGCAGCAGCUGUCACAGCCUUGGCCAAAUUUGGCGUCGCAAGCAAAGAAGGGAAAGUCGACACUGAAGUCAAGAAGAGUGUUGUUGUGCUUUUGACACGAUGUCUUGAUGAUCCCGAUGAUGAGGUCAGAGAUAGGGCUGCUCUGAAUCUGAGACUUAUCCAGGAGGAGGAGGGCGAGGUCGCUGAGAAAUUCAUCAAGAACGAGUCAACCUUUUCCCUGCCAAUUUUCGAGCAUCAGUUGGUUAUGUAUGUCACAGGUGAUCAGUCAACAUUCGGCACGCCGUUUGAUAUUUCCAGUAUCCCAAUUGUUACUCGUGCGGAGGCAGACGCAGAGGAUCGGCCUUCGGCUGCUCCGUCGGCAUCAGAAGCGGCCACAUCUGCCGCCGCUGCUGCUCAACAACACGCCCAGCAGUUGGCUACUGUUCCUGAAUUGAAACCUUACGGACCACUCCUAAAGUCUAGCCGCGAAGUGGAGUUGACAGAGGCAGAGACCGAAUAUGUGGUUACUGCGAUCAAACACAUUUUUAAAGACCACCUUGUACUCCAAUUCAACGUCAAGAAUACCCUCAUGGAUAUCAUCCUGGAGGAUGUGUCAAUGGUUGCUACCCCCGCGGAUCCUGAGGACGAGGAGCAAGCGCUUGGCUUGGAGGAAGACUUCAUCAUUCCUGUGCCCAAGUUGGCAACUGAGGAAGUCGGAACAAUCUACGUCUCUUUCAAGCGAACCGGCGAUGAGUCCAAUUACGCUAUUACAACCUUCGCCAAUGUCCUCAAAUUCACACUCAAAGAAAUCGAUCCUAGCACUGGUGAACCAGAAGAUCAAGGCUUUGAGGAUGAAUACCAAGUGGAGGACUUGGAGCUUACCGGUGGCGAUUAUGUUGUUCCAUCAUUUGUAGGAAGCUUUGGGAACGUUUGGGAGCAAGUUGGCGCUGCAGGCUGUGAGGUCACAGAAACCUUCUCUCUCGGAACUGGCGUCAAGAGCAUUCAAGAGGCUUGUGAAGCACUUUCCCAAUCGCUUUCGCUCCAGCCAUUAGAGGGCUCAGAUGUAGUUGCGAAUACGGCUACACAUAACCUCAAGCUAUUCGGCAAGACUAUCUCCGGCGGGAGAGUAGUCGCCCAAGUCAAGAUGGCGUACAGCAGCAAAACCGGUGUUGCGUUAAAGAUUACCGCGAGAGCAGAGGAGGAAGGCGUAGCGGAGAUGAUUGUCGGUAGCGUUGCCUGAGGGGUUGCUGAAUGGAAGACAAAAAUGGAAGAAAUAAAAUGGGGUGUGGGGAUGCAGAAAUUUGAUGGUUCCUCAUAUAGUUGUCGUGAUAGCAUCAUCUUGCGUUUCAACGUAUGAUAGAUAAUUCUUUCUGAGUUUUCACCAAGUUUAUAAAAUGGGUUCUCUUAUUUUGCGACGCGGGACUCGUUACUACGUAUUUGUAAAAUAUAGGUUUUGAUUUGAUAGAGACCGGUUCGAUGACAAUUAAUGUGAUGGGUUCACAUAAUAUCACUC